This is a messenger RNA of Colletotrichum spaethianum, 390 nucleotides long. RefSeq lists its product as uncharacterized. NCBI's taxonomy places the organism in Eukaryota, Fungi, Ascomycota, Sordariomycetes, Glomerellales, Glomerellaceae. The record is from RefSeq and is a predicted model, not a curated record. The coding region runs from base 1 to 390 and encodes 129 amino acids. The transcript is spliced from 3 exons.
AUGGCAUCCGCUGAGAGUGCAGCUCCAGAAGCACCCAAGACAAAACCCCAGAACAAGGUCCGCAAGCGCGCCCCCAAGGCCUGCUUGUCAUGUCGCGCUCGCAAACGAGAUGGCGUCGACAACGCGCCGACAUCGUACCCUCCAUGCAACGCCGACGACGGAGAGCAGCUCCAUAUUGUCAACCCCAUUGCGCCAUCAAGCGACGAUCCCCGACCGAUACUCUCCAACGAGUCUGACAGUCAACCCCAAGCUUGCGAUCAUUCACACGGCGACGCCAUCCCAACACCCACAGCCACCGUCCUCGACAACGUCAACGGGGGCUCGCGAAGCAAUUUCUUCCGCUCCUUUACUGUCGAACAACCCGACGUUUACGACGUCAUGGGCCACUAG